Messenger RNA from Cyclopterus lumpus (lumpfish), 2722 nucleotides. RefSeq names its product ras-related protein Rab-19-like. The record is from RefSeq and is a predicted model, not a curated record. The transcript has 5 exons. Lineage: Eukaryota; Metazoa; Chordata; Actinopteri; Perciformes; Cyclopteridae. Gene Ontology annotation, molecular function: GTP binding; GTPase activity. The coding region runs from base 737 to 1399 and encodes 220 amino acids. Gene Ontology annotation, cellular component: trans-Golgi network.
CGCAGGAGGCUAUAAGUCAGUAAGAACAGGAAAAACGGAUAACAGAAAGAAGCAAAUAUUAAGGAACUGCUGUGUAUUAAAGAACAGCAGGUGCAUUGGACAGGAACCUGGAUUACAAACAAAGAUCUUUUUAUAUUAUUAGUAUUGAGGAAGUUCCUUUUUCCUUUUGAAGUACGGCUAACCAGAACCUCUGCAGGUGGACAAAAAUGAUGGGAUGUUUACUCAUGCUGUCGUUUGCUGAGGGCCACAAAGUGGGUCAACACCUGAGAAGAAGCUGAAAGGAGCCACAGAGACUGAGGCCGUUUUGUUCUACUAAAAGGGAGCACACGAGGGGACAGACAGAUUGAACUGGCUGGAGACACAAGACAGUCAGAAUGCAGAAUUAUUAUACCUUUAGUUUUUAGACCCUGAAAACAGGAACCGUUGAUGUGUCCACAUUGCUGCUUAGUCCUUCACAAUGUGUAGGCCUACACUCUAAAUUGUUCAACUUUUAGACUAGAUUUGAAAACAUUGGUAAGGUAAAUGGAUGCUCCAUUUACCCUGCUGCUGGAAAUCUAGCCAACUGUAGCUUUGACUGAAAGGAGAAACAGUGUGCCUUUAUUCAAGCUUAAAGAUAACACGGCACCUAUUGGCCUCAAAGUCCAAAACAUUCCAAGUGAUCGACGGAACAAGGGGAGAGCAUUUCUUCCAUUUGUGAGACAUUCACAUCCACAGAAGACACGACUGUACCUCCACCAUGCAAACGACAGGACCUGACCACGACGACACGUUUGAUUUCCUGUUCAAGAUCAUCCUGGUCGGAGACUCUAAUGUAGGCAAGACCUGCUUGGUUCAGAAUUUCAAGUCAGGGAUUUUCUCAGAAAGACAGCAGAACACCAUCGGAGUAGAUUUCACUGUACGGACCGUGGAUAUCGAGGGGAAGAGAGUUAAGAUGCAGGUGUGGGACACGGCAGGUCAGGAGCGGUUUCGUACAAUCACUCAGAGCUACUACCGCAGUGCUCACGGCGCCAUCAUUGCCUAUGACAUCACGCGACGCCCGACCUUUGACUCAGUCGCCAACUGGAUCAAAGAGGUGGAGACCUAUGGAGCGAGCAAUGUCGUGCUGGUUCUCAUAGGUAACAAAACAGACCUGGAGCAGGAACGCCAGGUUCUGUUUGAGGAAGCCUGCAAUCUGGCAAAGGACAAAGACAUACUAGCUGCUCUAGAAACAUCAGCAAAGGAGAGUCAGAAUGUGGAAGAAGCCUUCAUCAUGAUGGCUCGAGAGCUGAUGGCUCGUAACGGCCUUAAUGUCCAGCAGGAGGACCUGAAGAGCGCCUACACACCUCGAGUUCUCCUUCGGUCCAACUCUCGGGCUAUCGAAGGCUUUGAAGAUCCACCAGAGAAGAAGACAUGUUGCUGAUUUGAAUGGGAAUAUAAAAGAGGAAUAGGGUGAAGGACACUUUUGAUUAUGAAUGUUGGAAAAGAGAAAUGGACGAAGAUCCAAAGAUGCAUGAAUGUUAAAUGAGGCUGGCAAGGCCUCGAGAUUGUUUUGCAUUGAGGAACUUUUCCAAUUUUUUCAAAGUAUUGAAAAAUUAAUUAAGUAUAUUUAAAUGAGCUUUUGUAGCUUAACUGACCCGAGAGAAUUGUUAGCUGGUGCUACAAGGACUUGGACCGGGCAUGUUCAGUAAUGGGGGAGUAAGAGAGAGUGGUGACGGUUGUGAUCAGCGCUUGGUGAAGUUACAGUAAACCAAUUUUAUUUAUUUCAGCUAUACCUCGACAUCAAUCUUUCUCUUAAUGUUUGACUGUUUUUGAAGUUUGCACUAGUGAAAUUAAUCAAAAUCUGAAUGUAAAAGCUAAGGCAUUUUAUUAUGGUGGUUAGAUACCACAAAACACUCAAGCAUCCUCAACACCUGCUGGCCUCCGCCACGUUAUCCUUAACACAUUUAGUCAAAAAGCAGUCUUCAUGCUUCACUCUGCUGGUAGAACGUUUGAAAAUCUGGGAAAGACUAUUUUAUGUUAUUAUGUAUUUUUCACCCAAGUGUUUCACAGAGAGCCGGCUGCAAACCAUAAGACUAUGAAUUACAAAUAUUUGUUUGACUAUGUCUUAUAUUGUCCUAAAUGUAUAUAUCAGUCUUUGAAUGUGUUCCUGAAAUCCUCCUGUGUUGACCACUAAAUUGUGAACACUAGAGGGCACUGUGCUGUUAUACAUGACCAAUAGCUGCAGGUUGAGAGCUCAUUGCCUUCAACAGUAAAUAGAAAGGUGAUUAAAAACAUCCGUGACUGCACAAAGAAACAAUUGAUUGAGUGUAACCCAACAUACAACCCAUGAAAUAAUUUAUUUAAUCCCCUUCAAUUAAGGCUGAACUUUACCAAAACCCCUUCCAGCCAACACAACAGUCCAGCUAAUGUAACUGACGAGGUUUACAUCAAGGAUAGAAUCUGUCUUUGUGUCGAAUGCCAAGUUGGCCGGCCUUAUUCAAACACCAAUCUAGAGGUCACGUUGCAGGACUAGCUCUGAUCAUUAUUUUAUUAUACUUACACAGUUAACCUGCCAUAUUGAUUAAUGCAGAACUAUUGUGGGAACAAAGAGUAGCCUUGUCCUUUACUUCAAAUCUGACAAGCAAUAAAUAGUCAUUCUAUGGCUAUAAAAUCAUUUCAUUCAUCAGGUCUUGUUACUUUAUUAUUUAUCGGAGCUAAAUUGUGGUGUGUGUGUUUGAGCCCUUAUUGACAGACAACAGGGAGA